Messenger RNA from Talaromyces marneffei, 1587 nucleotides. RefSeq lists its product as uncharacterized. Gene Ontology annotation, molecular function: transmembrane transporter activity. Bases 1 to 1587 code for a protein of 528 amino acids. The record is from RefSeq and is a predicted model, not a curated record. Gene Ontology annotation, cellular component: membrane. NCBI's taxonomy places the organism in Eukaryota, Fungi, Ascomycota, Eurotiomycetes, Eurotiales, Trichocomaceae. Gene Ontology annotation, biological process: transmembrane transport. The transcript is spliced from 3 exons.
AUGACCUCCGCGGCAAACAGCGCCGAUGCCGCUCUCGCGCGCAUGGGAUACAAGAAUGAACUGCCGCGAAACCUGAGCAUGUUGAGUGUUCUAGGCUUGUCGUUCGCAAUCAUGGCAGCACCCUUCGGUCUCAGCACCACGCUCUACAUCACCCUGGUCGACGGCCAAUCCGUAACCAUCAUCUGGGGCUGGGUCCUUGUAACGUUGAUUUCGAUUGCAAUCGCAGCCUCUCUCGCCGAGAUCUGUGCUGUCUACCCCACAGCCGGCGGGGUCUACUACUGGAGCGCAAUGCUCUCAACCCGGAAAUGGGCACCCCUCAUGUCCUUUAUCGACGGCUGGCUGACACUCGUGGGCAAUUGGACGGUGACGCUGAGUAUCAAUUUCUCUGGAGGGCAGCUCAUUCUCAGUGCCAUUUCGCUGUGGAAUGAAGACUAUGUGCCGACGCCGUAUCAAACCAUUCUCAUGUUUUGGGCGGUCAUGGUGGUGUGCGCGCUGGUGAAUAUAUUUGCCUCGCGGUACUUGGAUUUGAUUAAUAAAGUGUGCAUCUACUGGACUGCGGCCAGUGUGCUGAUUAUUUUGAUUACGCUUUUGUCUAUGGCGGACAAUCGUCGGUCGGGCGAGUUUGUUUUUGGACAUUACGACGCAUCGUCAAGUGGAUGGCCGAAUGGAUGGGCAUUCUUCGUUGGCCUCCUACAAGCAGCUUACACAUUGACCGGCUACGGCAUGGUCGCAGCCAUGUGCGAGGAGGUGCAAAACCCUCAUCUCGAAGUGCCGCGAGCAAUCGUCUUGUCGGUCGUAGCCGCUGGAGUUACCGGCUUGAUCUAUUUGAUUCCAAUCAUGUUCACCCUCCCACCCGUCGAGAUCCUCCUCGCAGUCGCCAACGGCCAGCCCAUCGGACUACUAUUCAAAACAGUCACAGGAUCUGCCGCAGGCGGCUUCGGUCUUUUGUUUUUGAUUCUGGGCAUCAUGCUCUUUGCAGGAAUCGGCGCACUCACCGCAGCCAGUCGAUGCACCUACGCAUUUGCUCGUGACGGCGCAAUCCCAGGGUUCAGCACAUGGCAAAAAGUCAACAAAUCCUUCGACGUGCCCGUGAAUGCAGUUAUAUUAUCUACAGCCGUGGACUGCCUGCUGGGACUAAUCUAUUUCGGCUCAAGCGCCGCAUUCAACUCCUUCACAGGAGUAGCCACAAUCUGUCUCUCAACCUCCUACGGCGUCCCCAUCCUGAUUAACGUGCUACGCGGGCGCCGCGCCGUCAAACACUCCUCCUUCUCUCUCGGACGAUUCGGAUACGCCAUCAACAUUACAACAAUAUGCUGGAUUGUCUUGGCUGUGGUGUUGUUCUGUAUGCCCGUUUCGCUGCCUGUGACCCCGUCAACAAUGAAUUAUGCCUCCGUCGUGUUUGCGGGAUUUGCAACGAUUAGUGUCAUUUGGUAUUUUGUGUAUGCCCGCAGACACUUCACGGGACCGCCUGUUAUUGCGGAUUUGGUGGAUGAGGUUGGUAGUGAUACUCCGGAGAUUGGGGUUGUUGCUGGUAAAGCGGUGGUUGAUGCCGAGGGUGGCGAGCUAGAGAAGGUUGAUAAACAGUAG